This is a messenger RNA of Parnassius apollo (apollo), 1269 nucleotides long. NCBI's taxonomy places the organism in Eukaryota, Metazoa, Arthropoda, Insecta, Lepidoptera, Papilionidae. The record is from the annotation of a GenBank genome assembly.
AUGAUGCAGCACCAGUAUUGGGUAACUAAAAAGACAGUGUUAAAGAAAUUGGGCACUAAAGAAGACGAGUGUAUUGUGGCUUCCGAUGCCGAGCUUGACGCAAAAUUGGAAUUAUUUCGAUCAAUAUCUGAUAGUUGUCUACAGUUACAACGAAUAUUAGACCAAUAUCAAGAACGAGUGUGUGUUUUAGCGCAAGAGGAAGAUUCUUUAGGAAAAUUUUUAAGAGAUGCCGGAAAAACCUCUGAAGCUUCCGGAGAACACAUGGUAUCAGCUGGUAAAGCUAUUUCUUAUUCCGGCCAGCAGCGGUUAUCAGUGAGAGGUCCCUUGCUGCGAUUAUAUCAUGAGGUUGAGACAUUUAGAUGCCGCGCUAUUAAAGAUAUGCGUGCAACAGUUUCUGCUAUGGAAAAGGCUCGUAUUGAAUACCGUGCGGCAUUAAGUUGGAUGAAAUCUACAAGUGCUCAAUUGGACCCAGAUACAGGACGAGGUCUCGAUAAUUUUCGGAAAGCUCAGCGUCAAGUUCGUGAGAGUAAAAAAAUAUUUGAUAAACUUACAUUAGAUGUCUUACAAAAGAUUGAUUUACUAGCUGCAGCACGAUGUAAUAUGUUCUCUCAUGUUUUAUCUACCUAUCAGAAUUCCUUUCUAACCUUCUCAACUAAAGUAUCUCAAACUCUACAAGCUACAAUAGAUAAUAUGAGUGAGGCUCCUCAAUAUGAAUUCUCUGUUCUGAAGAGUCUACAAGAAGAGGAUGUAAACCAAGAAAAAAUGUUUACUGAAGACAAAGACCAGAUGUUAUUUUUCCAGGAUGAUUACAAAGAUGAAAUACCUGAUAAACCUGAAAAUGAAAAUGCAAAAGUUGAAGAUGGAAACGAACCGUCCAGUGAGAACAAGGAAGAGCAAACAACGAUUGAUGAACUUAUUAACACAAAUUUCUUUGAGCACCAAAGCACUCCUGAUAAUCAGAAUAUCAGCUCAGACCUAGCUGGCAUUAAUUUGGAUUGUGGUGACUUACCAGCUAAUUUUGGUUCUUUCAUGCCGUCACAACUUUUACAAGAUUUGAAUCCUGUAAACUUUUUGGAGGGAUCACUUGCACCAAUUCAUCCUAACACUGUUAGUGCGCCGAAAUUACCAAAUCAAUCUGGUAUAAAAUCUGCAAUUGCACCAAAGAAAGAGGACAAAGCAGCCUGGUUCAAGCUUUUUGCUGAACUCGACCCUCUUGCUAAUCCAGAUAAUCUUCCAGGUUCUAACACAAACCAGAGUCAUGCUGCAUGA